Molecule: messenger RNA, 1129 nt
Organism: Mangifera indica (mango)
Lineage: Eukaryota; Viridiplantae; Streptophyta; Magnoliopsida; Sapindales; Anacardiaceae
Product: 50S ribosomal protein L19, chloroplastic-like
Exons: 6
Coding region: 151-864 (237 amino acids)
Biological process (GO): translation
Cellular component (GO): ribosome
Molecular function (GO): structural constituent of ribosome
Source: RefSeq, a predicted model, not a curated record
GUUCCCUUUGUUUUUUCUCUUUAAAUAUAGGGUUUAACAAAAAACCUCGUCGGCUCUGGACAUAAACCCUAGUUUCGAUUUGAGGGUUUUUGCUUUGGGGAAGAAAAGGCUCAUCUAUCUCUGAUCCAAGAUAUUACUUGCAGCAUCGGUAUGAUAAUGCAGGCCUUUCGUGGCAGUAUCCAGCUGGUUCGAAGGCACAACUUCACGAAAGGAUUCGUUUCGUCUAAAUAUACUGGUGAUCCAUUGGAUUCUUUGAAGAAUUCCUUUUUGCGAUCGCUCCACGAGUUCUCUACUUGCUCUCUGCAGGUAAAAUUUUGCUCCCAAACUGAGACAUUGGCAUCACUCAACUAUUAUGGUAGACGUGCUAGGGCUGGAUUGUUUCAACAAGGGAUAAUGGAGUCACCUUUCACUAGCAGGUGCAUUAUGACAACGGGAAAUUCUGUUCCAUCAAAUUCACAAGACGUUUCUGCUGAUCUUUCCAAUGUAGCUCCCCGCAUCAAAUUUAAGAGGCUUGAUAAAACUGCUAGGCACAUAAUGAAGAUUUUGGAUAAGGAAGCAGUGGAAGAAGUUAAGGGACAGAGAGAGAUACCUGAUAUAAGGCCUGGUUAUAUUGUGCAAAUUAAAGUGGAAAUUCCUGAGAAUAAGAGACGUGUUUCAGUCCUAAAGGGCAUUGUUAUAGCAAGGCGUAAUGCUGGUCUAAAUACUACAUUUAGAAUAAGGAGGCUGGUAGCUGGUGUUGGAGUUGAAUCUGUCUACCCGCUGUACUCGCCUAACAUAAAGGAGAUAAAAGUGCUGGACAAGAAGAAAGUGAGGAGGGCCAAGCUUUACUAUCUCAGGGACAGGAUGAAUCCUCUUAAGAAGUAACAAGAAGCUUUAUGAGUGGAGUGGGAAAUAACUGUUAGUUCCUUGAGAAAGAUGGUGGGGUUGUAUCACCUUGGCAAGAAACGUCUUGAAGUAUUUUUGUAUCCAUUUGCCCUAUUUUCUUAUGUGAAGGGAAGACUCUGGAUUUUUGUUUAUUGCCAGAGGGAUUCAGAUUUUUCUACAACUAUCUGAUCUCAUAAAGGAUUUACCUUGUAUGGCAUGGCUUUUUGUUUGAUGAUUAAUGUUAUCCAUUAAAACUAUUAUAUUA